Messenger RNA from Camellia sinensis, 834 nucleotides. Lineage: Eukaryota; Viridiplantae; Streptophyta; Magnoliopsida; Ericales; Theaceae. The record is from RefSeq and is a predicted model, not a curated record.
AUGAAGGAGACGUGGUGCUUGAAGGAGGAGUGGUGGGGUUUGAAAGGGAGCAGGGUGGCCGGCUGGAAGUCAAUGAAAAGAGGGCUUGAGGAGAGUUGGAUAGGAUUUUCUGGGAUGUUGGACGAAUUUUUGGAGCAGCAGAAUUUGAAGGAUGAUGUGAUACGGGAGAAGAAAGCCUUGAAUGCCAUUGAAUUGUUUUUAAUAUCACUGUCAAGAAAUGGCAGAGCAGGUUUCAUAUUGCAUAGGAAAUUACAUGCAUUGAAGUUAGCAUUGAAGAAAUGGAGUAAAGAGGUGUUUGGUAAUGUCUCGGAAAAAAUUAAAGAAGUUGAGUGUCAGUUACAUUCUUUGGAUCUAUUGGUUGAAGAUAGACCCCUGUUGGAAGCAGAGGUUAAGUUAAAAAGAGAGGUAAGAAGUGAAAUGUGGAGGCUCAGCAGAAUGUUGGAAUGGGAAUUGUUGCAGAAGUCAAGAUUGGAGUGGACUUUAAAAGGGGACAAGAACACAAGGUUCUUUCAUGUGAUGGCCAGUAGUAGGCAAAAUAGGAACGCAAUAAAUUCUAUUUUAGUUGAAGAGAGGGUGGUUGAGGAUCCAGAGCAAGUGACGCAAGAACAAUUGGAAGUAGAAUUCUUGGAGGAAGAGAUAUGGGCUGCAGUAAAAGAAUGUAAUGAGAACAAAGCUCCAGGUCCAGAUAGCUUCAACUUCAUGUGUUUUCAAAAGAACUGGAAGGCGUUUAAAGAAGAGGUGAGGCUUUUCAUGAAGGAGUUUUACAAUGUGAGUAGAUUGGCUUUUGGGAUGAAUAGCUCUUUCAUCACAUUAAUUCCUGUGGAGGCCGAGUAA